AUGAAGAAAGGAGCAAAUAUGGCCGGGCCGAUCCCGAUGACUGACCGGAACGCAUCUAUGGUCGGCCGUGUUCCCUCUGGACCUCUCUCCUACAACCCUCCAUCCCAUCCCACCAUCCAUCACAUCCCACUUAUCUUAAAGGAGGCUUCAAAGGAGGUCAAGAAAAUGGCCGACAAAACCAAAUCACGGCAUAGGCGCGCCCACCGGCUGGAAAACACUUCAUGGAGCUUCAUUAACACACUUCCAAAGGAAGAGUACAAAACGAACGAGUCAAUCUCAAGGAUGGCCAAGAAACCUCUCCAUGGAGCCGAUUGGACCACUUUGUGA
Molecule: messenger RNA, 327 nt
Organism: Microthlaspi erraticum
Lineage: Eukaryota; Viridiplantae; Streptophyta; Magnoliopsida; Brassicales; Brassicaceae
Source: the annotation of a GenBank genome assembly